Messenger RNA from Oncorhynchus kisutch (coho salmon), 5414 nucleotides. RefSeq names its product FA complementation group D2. Bases 322 to 4686 code for a protein of 1454 amino acids. NCBI's taxonomy places the organism in Eukaryota, Metazoa, Chordata, Actinopteri, Salmoniformes, Salmonidae. The transcript is spliced from 44 exons. Gene Ontology annotation, cellular component: condensed chromosome; nucleus. Gene Ontology annotation, biological process: interstrand cross-link repair; mitotic intra-S DNA damage checkpoint signaling; homologous chromosome pairing at meiosis. Gene Ontology annotation, molecular function: DNA polymerase binding. The record is from RefSeq and is a predicted model, not a curated record.
AGUACCGCCCAGGGUACUCAACAGGGAAAUGGGAGGUACUUCCUGAACAUUUUAGGGAAAGUCUACAUUUUGGGGGGAUAUGUUGUAUAAUUAAAAUGGCAUAAGCAUGUCUUAUCCAGAACAAAUAACAAUGUUCAUGAAUAAUUUAAGACGAUACAAAUAAUGACACCUCCUGGGUGUCUAAAUCCAGUCCCAGUCAUGUGUUUCACAGAUUUUGCUAUCGCCACUGUCUAGACUUUCUAGAAGAUCCCUCAACGCAAAACACGCGCGGGAAUCUGUCCUGUACUUUGACAACAGUUUCGUUCACCAGUUCGUACAAGGAUGAUGCGAAAGAAGAGACGCUCCUCUGUGGACAAAAGCGAAAGUGCUGCACCACCAGAUGUGUCAAAGUCCAAGAAGAGUAGGACCACUGGCCAUCAGUCCAAGACCACGGCUCAGGAGGACACCAGUAUUGACUCAGUCUUUGGCCAAUUUCUGCACGAGGCUGGUGUUAUCUUGAGACAGGGCAGUACAUCCAAUGAGAUUGCUGUGGACCAAGUGGUUUUCCAAAAGAGACUGCAGCAACAUCUGAAAAAGAGUCCUAGAUACCCCAGUAUUGUGCAGGAGUUCAUCACAGGACUGGAGUCUCACAUUGAGGAUCCUGAGAGGUUCAGGAACUGCCUCCUCCCCUGUGUACCACGCCUGGCCGAUGGGGACUCAAGCUCUGUCAGCUCAUUUCAGGAGAGUCUGCUGCGCAUGCUGCUGGGGAUCGAGAUGCUGCAGGUUUUGGUAAUCAACACUUUGUUUGAGAAGCUUCCCGAGUUCAUGUUUGAUGGUGCCGGAGAGGAUGGUCUCAAUAUCCCUCGUGUUAUUGUCAACCAGCUCAAGUGGUUGGAUAGAAUCAUAGACAGCAAGGAGUUAGCAGGUAAGCUGAUGCAGCUGGUUUCUGUGGCGUCGGUUGAGAUACAGUGUGACAUCAUCACGAGUCUGCCAGAGAUCCUGGAGGACUCCCAGCACAGUGACAUUGCCAGGGAGCUAAACACCUUACUCCAGGAAAACACUCAGCUGACUGUGCCAAUCCUGGAUGCCUUCUCAAGCUUGAAUCUGAGCUCCACUCUGUUGGCUGAGGUACGUGUGUCUGUCAUGGCCACCCUGUCUGCUGUCCAGCUGGAGGACCUGCCUGUGGUGGUGAAGUUCAUCCUACACUCCAUCUCUUCCUCAGACGCCCUAGAGGUGGUGUGUGACCUGCGUAAGAAGCUGGAGUUGGAGCUGUGUGUUCUCCCUCCGGUGCUGCAGGCUUCUCAGAGCCGCAUGAAGAGCAAGGGGACAACCGAGUCCUCCAACACCUCAGCAUCCAGCAGCAGCCAGGACAGUGUUGCCUUGGUGUUGGAUGGCAUUAAGUCUGCAGUGCGCUUCCAGAAGAGCACCUCUGAGGCCUGGCUUAAGGCUAUAGAGAAUGUCGACACAGCAGAGGAUCACAAGGUCAUUGACCUGCUGGUGCUGUUCAUCCUGCACUCCACCAAUGCCAACCACAGCCGGCGUGGAGCUGAGAGGGUGCUGAAGGUCAAAGUGAGAGCAGGACAAAUCCAGGAGGCUCUGCUACAGAAAACGUUCAGGGGCUAUGCACAGGUGAUGAGAGGUUACUUUCCCUCCAUCUUGGCCCUGGCCCAGAGUCUGCUGCGUUCCCCCGACCCUUGUGUGGUGCCCUUCGGUGGACACAUGUACAGACUCUCAUUCACUGCCUUUGACUCCUACUGCCAGCAGGAGGUGGUGGGCUCCCUGGUGACCCAUGUUUGCAGUGGCGUGGGUGGUGAGGUGGACGUGGCUCUGGAGCUGCUUUGUGGCCUGGUGACAGAGAAACCCUCUGAGAUGGCCCUCUACGCCGUCUUUGUCAAGGGUAUCCUGGACUACAUGGAGAACCUGACUCCCCAGCAGAUCCGCAGGCUCUUCCACCUGCUCAGUGGCCUGGCCUUCGGACAGCAGCAGCAGGGCACACACAUCCAGGAUGAAAUGCACAUAGUGGUCCGUAAGCAGCUCUCCAGCACCGUGCCCAAGUACAAGCGUAUUGGCAUCAUCGGUGCUGUCAUGGUGGUGGGCAGCAUGGGGGCCAGCAGGCCCAAAGUGGAGGAUUCUCAAGGUGGCACAUUGCCCAAGGAGACAUACAGACAGGUGACGGCCCUGCUGGAGCUGGUACGGUCGUGCAGUGAAAGCUCUCCUGAAGCUGCUGCUCUCUACUAUGAUGAACUAGCCAACCUGGUCCUCACCUGCACUCUGGACCCUCUGGUGCAGGCCUGGAUAGGGAAGAGUGUGCUGGAGGACUUCCAGGAAGACUUUGUAGUGGAUCUGGGACCAGAUAUAACUGGGCCCUUCCCCUUCCCCGCCUGUAUAAUGUACAACCUGGAUGAUGAAGAGAGUCAGGGAGGCAUUGCUAUCAACCUGCUGCAACUACUGUCUGAUGACCUCCAACACAAGGGGGAGCUGUGGAGCCAGACUGGGAACAACAAGACCCAGAGGCGAGUGUCUCCUCUGUGCCUGUCUCCGUUCUUCCGGCUGCUCAGGCUGUGUGAGGAGCAGCAGCACCAGGGAGACCUGGAGGAGAUCGAUGCCCUACUGGGCUGCCCUCUGAUCUUGACUGACAUGGAUGUGGUGGAGAAGUCAGAGAGCCUGUCCAAGCCUGAGAGAGAGUUCCUCUGUGGCCUGCUAUUCCAGACCAUCAACUGGUUUAGAGAGGUUUUGAAUGCAUUCUGCAGUCAGAAAGACCCUGAGAUGAAGAUGAAGGUGGUGACUCGUCUUCAGAACAUCACCUACCUCCAGACUCUAUUGGAGAGGACUUUGGCAGCAACCCCUGGCUAUGCCCCUCCUCUAGCCAACUUUGAUGGGGAGAGUACAGAGGGAGCUCCAGUGUCUAGCUCCUCUGCUGCUCCAAAGAAGGGAAAGAAAGAGGGUACUGGUAAGAAGAGGAAAGCCCCUGCUAAGAACCCGUCAGCAGACAGCUCUCAGCUGGAGGAGGGCACAGAGGCAGAAGAGACCCAGCAGGACGAUGGAGAGAAGGAGAAGGUUCAGGAGGCCACUAGGCCUGGGGUCAGUCUGGUUUCCUACCGGCACUUCUUCAGAGAGCUGGACAUGGAGGUGCUCAGUGUGCUGCAGUGUGGCCUGCUCUCCCGCUCUCUGCUGGACAGUGAGCUUCACAGCAAGGUGCGUGAGGAGGUGCAGCUGGGCCCAGCAGAGUUAGUCUUCCUGCUGGAGGAUAUGUGGCGCAAACUGGAGUUCAGUCUGACUGCUGCCCCUGCCAAGAGAGUCCCAUUCUUCAAGGGAAAAACAGACAAGAGCGUGGGCUUCUCCCACCUGCAGCAGAAGAGCCCUAAGGACAUCGCUGCCUGCUGUGUCCAGCUGCUGCCCACCCUCUGCACCCACCUGGAGAACUGCCACAAUCACUUCCAGACUCUUCUGUCUGAGAACCAGGGGGUGGUGGACGCCUCAGGCCUGGAUGUGAGAGAGCAUCAACUGCUGUCCUCAGCCUACCAGCUCCUCCUACAGGUUCUACACACCACCUUCAGCUGGUCUGGUUUCUCCCAGCCAGAGCACCGUGGCCUGCUGAAGAAGACUCUGGGAGUGUUGGCUGACCGCUUGAAGGAGGGAGGGCCUGAACUGACCAUGGACCAGCUCAUAAAACACAGCUUUGAGUACCUGCUGAACUUCCAUAGCACGGUUCCUAGCCUCAGCAUAGCUCUCUGUCUCUCCCAGCUGCUUAGCACUGUGGCUGAUAGAGGAGGGCACCAAGCUACAUACAGGGAGCAGACUGCAACCCUAGCCCGGCGGUUCCUGUGCCAGGAGUGGGUGACUACCAGCGGAGACAGAGAGAAAGGACCCAAACACAACGAGACUCUCCAAACUCUCCUCAGUAUUUACCUGGAGCACACUGAUGAUGUUCUGAAGGCGGUGGAGGAGAUAGCUGGAGAGGGCAUCCCUGAGCUCCUCAACUCAGCCAAAGAUGCCAGCUCUAGAACUUGGCCCACUCUCAACAGGCUGACGUUCCUGGUGUUCUAUAAGGGGAUGAUGGGAGUGCUGGAGAAGGCUGUGAGGAAGAUUCCCCCCGGCAGAAACAGUGACAACACUGAGGUGAUGAGUGAGAAGCUGCUAACAUGGAACCUGGCUGUCAGAGACUUCCACAUCCUGGUCAACCUGGUUAAGGUGUUUGACAGCAGACCAGUGCUCAAUGUGUGCCUGAAGUAUGGCCGUCUUUUCCUGGAGUCUUUCCUGAAGCUGGGGAUGCCAUUGUUGGAUUUCAGUUUUAAAAAGCACAAGGAGGAUGUCCAGAGCCUGCUGAAGACCUUCCAGCUCAGCACCAGGCAGCUCCACCACAUGUGUGGACACUCCAAGAUCCGCCAGGACACCAUCUUGACCAACCACGUGCCAGCCCUGAAGAAGAGCCUGGAGCAGUUUGUGUACAGAGUGAAGGCCAUGCUCACCCUCAACCACUGUCAGGAGGCCUUCUGGCUGGGUAACCUCAAGAACAGAGACCUCAAGGGUGAAGAGAUCCUCUCUCAGCGCUCACAGGGGAGUGAUGAAGAGGAGGAGGCAGGCUCCCCGCUUCCUCAGGAGCAGUCAGAGGAUGAGGCCCAGGAAAGUGACUCCGAUGGGAAGAAGAAAGGCAACCGGAAGGCAGAGGGGGACGAUGAUGAAAUCACAGAUGACUCCGAUGAUUAGGACAACGUGGGGGAAUACUGUGACCUGCAUUUUUGGUGCCAACAGACUAACCUUGCAUAACCCAUAUCCCUUUGCCCCCUCAGAUAGGAAUAGGUCAGGGAGGCCAAAGAGGGGAUUCCUAGUGCCUUGCUGCCAUUGAGAAAAUAGACAAUUAGGGGAUUACUGGGGAAGGAGGGGUCACUAUGUUAGUGAAUGUUAUAAAUGCUGCAAACAGCAUUAGGGAGUGCUGAACUAAUUCAGACACUAAGGUUUGAGACUGAGAUAAUGUAAUAAAAUUCUGAUGUUGCAGAAAGCUGUUGAGUGAAGUUUGAUUUACCUUUUAAGAUACACUGAGUGUAAAAAACAUUAUGGACAACUUCCUAAUAUUAAGUUGCAUAUAUGUUUGAAUUGUCAAACUGAUCUUAUUGGGAAGGCAGAUAAAGCGUUUUUAUUAAAAGCAAUCACUUUUGGAUGGGAAAAAUAAUCCUACUCGUUUUUUGCUUUUUCAUGCCCGGGGACAGCAGGUUCCAAUAUAUAUCUGAUACAUUUUUCACCCUGUACUAACUAAGCCUACCUGUGUGCUCAGGCCAUCUUAAUCGAAUCACCUCAAUGUUUGUAAACAUGAGAGCGCGUUAGUAUGUCAACUUUUUUUCUGUCAAAAAUGCUAACAUUUUGUUUAUGAACUGGGUCCAUGGAUGAUGGAUCUACUGUAUCAUUCCAAUACAAAUAAUAAACAAGUUAGUCUUGUU